AUGGAAACUUUCUCUUUAGAUCCGUUUCGUUCCUUUUCCUUUCUAGGUUCAUCUUCUUCAAAUCCUAGAAAUAACUGUUGUUUUGCAUCAAAGUUGAGACAUUGGAGCAAACCCAUUUCUCAGAUUUGUUGUUAUUCCAAAUUGGAACAAGGGUUACGUCCGAAACCAAAGAUGAAAAAUGUGUUUGAUGAAAAAGAGGUGGUUUUGGUUGAACCUAUGAUAAACAGGAGAUCUUUAUCCUCUUCUGGAUUAUGUAGUCAGAUUGAGAAAUUGGUUUUGAGUAAUAAGUAUAUGGAGGCAAUGGAAUUGUUUGAGAUAUUGGAACUUGAAUAUGGUGAUUCUUGUGUUGGUGCUAGUACUUAUGAUGCUUUGAUCAGUGCUUGUAUUGGUUUGAGAUUCAUUAGAGGUGUUAAGAGGGUGUUUAAUCAUAUGAAGAAUAGUGGGUUUGAGCUUGAUUUGUAUAUGAUGAAUAGGGUUUUGUCUAUGCAUGUGAAAUGUUUUCUUAUGCACGAUGCACGGAAGCUGUUUGAAGAUAUGCCUGAGAGAGAUUUGAGUUCUUGGAUGGUCAUGAUUGGCGGACUUGUGGACACGGGGAAGUAUUCUGAGGCUUUUGAGCUGUUUUUGUGUAUGUGGGAAGAACUUAAUGAUGGAAAAUCUCGCACUUUUGCGACUAUGAUUCGCGCGUCGGCUGGAUUGGGGAGUAUAGAGAUUGGAAAGCAAAUUCAUACAUGUAUUUUGAAAAGGGCAGUGGAUGGAGAUCAAUUUGUAGAUUGUUCACUGAUUGACAUGUACAGCAAGUCUGGUAGCAUUGAAGAUGCUCAACGUGUUUUUGAUCAAAUGCCGCAGAAGACGACUGUUGGAUGGAAUACCAUUAUUGCUAGUUAUGCACUUCAAGGUUAUAGUGAGGAAGCUCUUGGUAUUUACUACGAGAUGCGUGAUAGUGGUGCUAAAAUCGACCAUUUCACUAUUUCGACAGUAAUAAGAAUUUGUGCGAGAUUGGCGUUAUUAGAACAUGCGAAACAAGCUCAUGCUGCGUUAGUUCGCCGUGGUUUCGGCACAGAUUUGGUGGCGAACUCUUCGCUCGUUGACUUCUAUAGCAAAUGGGGAAGGAUGAAAGACGCGCAACAUGUUUUCGACAAGAUGCGUCGCAAGAAUAUCAUAUGUUGGAAUGCAUUGAUUGGUGGAUAUGGUAAUCACGGUCAGGGAGAAAAGGCAGUACAAAUGUUUGAGAAAAUGCUUCAAGAAAAUAUAAUUCCAACUCAUGUCACUUUCCUUGCUGUUUUAUCUGCUUGUAGCUAUUCAGGAUUAUCAGAAAGCGGUUGGGAGAUUUUUCAGUCUAUGAGUAGAGAUCACAAUGUUAAGCCUCGAGCAAUGCAUUAUGCGUGUAUCAUUGAACUAUUAGGUCGAGAGGGUUUAUUAGACGAUGCUGUUGCACUGGUAAGAAAGGCUCCUUUCAAACCAACCCUAAAUAUGUGGGCAGCAUUGCUGACAGCAUGCAGAAUGCACGAUAAUUUGGAGCUCGGGACGUUUGCGGCCGAAAAGCUUUAUGGUAUGAAACCUGAAAAGCUGUGUAAUUAUGUUGUGCUUCUGAAUCUAUACAACAAUUCUGGCAAAUUGAAAGAAGCUGCUGGUGUUUUGCAAACCUUAAAGAGAAAAGGUUUAAGAAUCCUUCCGGCAUGUAGCUGGGUUGAAGUUAAUAAACAACCAUAUGCUUUCCUUUUUGGAGACAAAUCUCACCCGCAAAUUAAAGAAAUAUACAAAAAAGUAGACAGCAUGAUGGUGGAGAUAUCAAGACAUGGUUAUGUUAUGGAGAAAGAAACGUUGCUACCUGAUGUGGAUGAAGAGGAACAACGUGUUAUAAAGUAUCACAGUGAAAAGCUUGCAAUAGCUUUUGGUAUCAUCAAGACUCCAGAUUGGUCACCUUUGCGAAUUAUACAGAGCCACCGCGUGUGUGGUGACUGCCAUAAUGCAAUCAAACUUAUAACCAAGGUUACAGGACGUGAAAUUGUGUUAAGAGAUGCUAGUAGAUUUCACCAUUUUAAAAAUGGGAGUUGUUCUUGUGGGGAUUAUUGGUGA
Messenger RNA from Vicia faba (fava bean), 2076 nucleotides. Lineage: Eukaryota; Viridiplantae; Streptophyta; Magnoliopsida; Fabales; Fabaceae. The record is from the annotation of a GenBank genome assembly.